AUGUCAGGACGAUCAGGCCGUGCAGAGACGCGAAGUCGGGCUAAAGACGACAUCAAAAAGGUUUUGGCGGCCAUCGAAAAGGUGCGCAAAUGGGAGAAAAAAUGGGUGACUGUAGGAGACACGUCCCUUCGUAUAUUCAAGUGGGUUCCAAUAACUGAAACCAAACAGAUCUAUCGAAGCAAAUCCACAGGUGGAGAGGCGAGGGGAAUGAAGGAUGUAGUGUUGGAGAACACUAAUUCGUUGCUGGACUUUGCAGAUGAAAAUAGCAAUCAGAGUUUCCUGUCUGAUGUGUACCACCAUAAAAUGGAUAAUAGCAGCAGCUCAAGUUCUCAACAAGUGAGCCCACCACACACCAGUCUCAGAACUGAGGACUCCCAGCCACCCAUGCUUGGUCAAGAAAUUGUGGAUGAGCCUGUCAAUUCGAGACACGAAGGAACAGAUGAACCUCCCACGCUUAUAAAGGAAGACCUUCUUUCUUCUGUGACUGUCAAACGGACUGCUCCAAACCCAAAGGAAUAUGUGGAGGAAACGGGAGCACCUCCAUUAAAGAAGAUUUGUCCUGGAGAAAACUCUGUUCCUAGAUAG
This is a messenger RNA of Knipowitschia caucasica, 585 nucleotides long. NCBI's taxonomy places the organism in Eukaryota, Metazoa, Chordata, Actinopteri, Gobiiformes, Gobiidae. The record is from the annotation of a GenBank genome assembly.